Magnolia sinica is the source of this 781-nucleotide messenger RNA. Its product is annotated as DNA-binding protein MNB1B-like. The transcript has a single exon. Bases 61 to 486 code for a protein of 141 amino acids. The record is from RefSeq and is a predicted model, not a curated record. NCBI's taxonomy places the organism in Eukaryota, Viridiplantae, Streptophyta, Magnoliopsida, Magnoliales, Magnoliaceae.
CUCUCUUUAUUUUUCUCUCUCCUGAAACCUUAACCCUAAGCCUAACCCAAAGGUCUUGCAAUGAAAGGAAGGAAAUCGAAGGCUGAAACGGUUAAAAAAGCUGAUAGUAGGCUCUCUAUAAAGAGGAAAGCAACCGAUAAAGUGAGCACGAAACAAGUGAAGAAGGAGAAACCUGGAAAGGAUCCUAACAAGCCGGAAAGGCCUCUGAGCGCCCUUAUCAUUUUCAUGGAGAACUUUCGGAAACAGUUCAAGGAGAAAAAUCCUGGCAACAAAUCCGUUGCUGCUCUCGGUAAGGCUGCUGGAGAGAAAUGGAAGUCGAUGUCGACAUCUGAUAAAGCACCGUAUGAAUCUAAAGCAGCUAAGAGGAAGGCCGAAUACAACAAGGUUAUGGCGUCUUACAAUGAGGAGGAAUCUGACAAGUCGAAGUUGGAAGUAAAUGAUGAAGAUGAUGAGGAAGAGAGUGGAGAGGAAGAGGAUGAUGACUAGGCAGAUAAAAGGGGGCGAAAAAAUGGGAAGCAGAGAUGUGUAGGUUUGUAGUACUUCUGAUCAAAAUCUCAUGUGAUUACGAUAAGGAAAGUUGUUUUUGGGUUUUUUCCGUUCUUUGCAAUUGUUUCUGGAUGUUUCUAGUAGCUUAUGGCUGUAUCCUGGCCAUUCGUUGAUCCUGUACUUAACCUUUCGCUUCAUGCUUCAACAACUCAGGUGUAGUUUUCUGUUUCUGGCCCUAUCUCUACAAGAUCUCUGCUAUUGGUUCCCAAACAUAAUUAGUUUGGUUUGGUUUUCU